GAACGAAAGAAMMACUUCGAAAAUAACGUGAAACUUUCUGUCAGACCCGGUCAACCAAAUAUCAUGAUUGUUUUUGCUGUUGUUCUUUUCAUACAGUAAAUUCACGUCCUGUAUGCGGUAUCGAACACUACAUACCAUUCUCUCUAGAUCUUUUCAGUUUGCGAAAUCAAUUGAAACGCKCAAUACCUCUCAACAAUAGCACAAAUCUUAGAUUUGUGCACAUGAAUAAAGCACCUUAGAAAGACCACCGCAUCAAAAGAACUAUGAGGUGUACAACUUCAAAAAACAACACCUCGACAAGACGACCUACUAGCACAAUGAUGUCUGUGAGGUUGAGRGGGGAAUCAAAUGUGUCGACUGCAAACGCAAAAUGGAACAUGAUUGAGAGUGACCAAUCAACCAACGAUAAUAAUGCAUUUCUGUCGAGGUCUCUUUCCACGAAGAAAAUGCUCUCGCAGAAGAGCUUCAUGGUGAUUAAGCGAGGACAACAAACAAGCAGCGCAACCAAAUACUCCUACAAUCUACGACGAAUACUGCAAAAGGAUCUCAAAGUAGCCCUUGACAUGCAAACAAAAUCAUCAUCGCAAUCUCCUACCGUCUCGACUCCUUCAAAUACUGACUUCUCGACCUUCCCUAAAMUGAUGAGCGUUACGAASAACGCCAAAACUUCAAAGAUGCGGAAGACGACUUCACUAGAAGAGGUAUUUUCACAAGAUAUUGAGCAGCUCCUCAAGUCCCUGCAGUCUAAUGAAUUCGUGGGGACGAUAGAUCCGCAAUAUCACUCAAGAUAUGUGAGCGCCGAGUCCUUGAAAGAACACGAUAGAUAAUUCCAUGCCAAAAAUAUGUUCACACCGACKUGUACUUUACACGAWAGAGAGACAACAAAAGCGUCUUCAGUAC
This is a messenger RNA of Pseudo-nitzschia multistriata, 900 nucleotides long. Lineage: Eukaryota; Bacillariophyta; Bacillariophyceae; Bacillariales; Bacillariaceae. The record is from the annotation of a GenBank genome assembly.